Molecule: messenger RNA, 1197 nt
Organism: Oryctolagus cuniculus (rabbit)
Lineage: Eukaryota; Metazoa; Chordata; Mammalia; Lagomorpha; Leporidae
Source: RefSeq, a predicted model, not a curated record
AGAAGCCAGCCUGACCCUGUCGUCCUCUCGUAUCCAGUGUCCCCGCCGGCUCCAGCGGCUCCAGCUCCCCACUCCUCGGUGUCUCCCCAGGACCCGCCCUUCACCCUGGCCCUCCUACCCUGGCUCUUCCUUGCGCUAGCCGCCGGUAUUGCCAUGGAGGGGCUGCCUACCCCCGCCCCUGGAGGUCCCGAUGCCCUUGAAGUGCAGAAGCUCCUGAGCAAAUAUUUGGCGGCGCCCAGAGCAGAGACCGGCAGGGGGUGGGUGGGGGGCUGGACCAAGGCUGCCCGCCCCAGCUCUGCUGGGCUAAGCUCUCCCAGGCGCCACCGCAGUCCCUGCCUGCCCGGCUGGCCCUGCCCUGGCUGUCUGCUGCUGCUGCCGCGCUCCGCAGGAUGACUCAGCCAGAGCCAGAGAGCUUGGGCCCUGGGACACCUGGGUUCCCGGAACAGGAGGAGGAUGAACUGCACCGCACCCUGGGCGUGGAGCGGUUUGAAGAGAUCCUACAGGAAGCCGGGUCUCGUGGAGGGGAGGAACCAGGCCGCAGCUAUGGGGAGGAAGACUUUGAAUACCACCGGCAGUCCUCUCACCACAUCCAUCACCCGCUGUCCACCCACCUUCCACCGGAUGCUCGCCGCCGCAAGACCCCUCAGGGCCCAGGACGGAAGCCUCGAAGGCGCCCUGGAGCCUCCCCAACUGGAGAAACCCCCACCAUUGAGGAGGGGGAGGAAGAUGAGGAAGAGGCCAAUGAGGCUGAGGGGGCCAGGGCACCCACUGAGCCAUCCCCCGCCUCCACUCCCUCUUCGGUACAGUUCUUUCUCCAGGAGGAUGAAGGUGCGGAGCGGAAGGCAGAGAGGACCAGCCCAUCUCCUCCUACACUGCUGCCCCACCAAGAGGCAGCCCCUUGGGCCACCAAAGGGGCCCAGACGGGAGUCCCGGUGGAAGAGGUGGCAGUGGUGGCCAGUGGCACAGCAGGAGGAGAUAACGGGGGUGCCUCCGGGCGCCCCCUGACCAAAGCCCAGCCCGGGCAUCGCAGCUACAACCUUCAGGAGAGGCGGCGCAUUGGGAGCAUGACCGGGGCCGAGCAGGCGCUACUGCCCCGCGUGCCCACAGAUGAGAGCGAGGCGCAGACGCUGGCCACAGCCGACCUAGACCUCAUGAAGAGUGAGUGCUGGGGCCUGGGCCGAGGCUGGUGCUGGUAGG